CCCCUUUAGUCUUCCCUUCCAACUCGCCUUACACCGGUCUGCAAAUCAUAUAACAAGACUCGGACUCUCUCUUUCUUCUUCCUCUUCUUUCUCUCUCCUUUCAUUUCCAGCUUUUGCUACUCGGGGAUUUCUUCGUUCUCCAGUUUGAAAAAUGGCCGCCGCAGUUGACACCUUCCUAUUCACCUCCGAAUCCGUGAACGAGGGACACCCAGACAAGCUCUGUGAUCAGAUCUCCGAUGCAGUGCUUGAUGCUUGCCUUGCGCAAGACCCCGAGAGCAAGGUUGCUUGUGAGACCUGCACAAAGACCAACUUGGUCAUGGUCUUUGGUGAGAUCACCACCAAGGCGAAUGUAGACUACGAGAAGAUUGUCCGUCAGACAUGCCGCAACAUUGGGUUUGUGUCUGCUGAUGUUGGUCUUGAUGCUGACAACUGCAAGGUCUUGGUUUACAUUGAGCAGCAGAGCCCUGAUAUUGCCCAGGGUGUCCACGGUCACCUUACCAAGCGCCCAGAGGAGAUUGGUGCUGGUGACCAAGGUCACAUGUUUGGGUAUGCCACUGAUGAGACCCCUGAGUUGAUGCCCCUCAGUCACGUCCUUGCCACCAAGCUUGGUGCCCGCCUCACUGAGGUCCGUAAGAAUGGUACCUGCCCAUGGUUGAGGCCUGAUGGCAAGACCCAAGUUACUGUUGAGUACUACAAUGAGAACGGUGCCAUGGUUCCAAUCCGUGUCCACACCGUCCUUAUCUCCACUCAGCACGAUGAGACUGUUACCAACGAUGAGAUUGCCGCUGACUUGAAGGAGCAUGUGAUCAAGCCUGUUAUCCCAGAGAAGUACCUUGACGAGAAGACCAUCUUCCACCUUAACCCAUCUGGCCGUUUCGUGAUUGGUGGACCUCAUGGUGAUGCUGGUCUUACCGGCCGUAAGAUCAUCAUUGACACUUACGGAGGAUGGGGAGCCCACGGUGGUGGUGCUUUCUCUGGAAAGGACCCAACCAAGGUCGACAGGAGUGGUGCUUACAUCGCCAGGCAGGCAGCCAAGAGCAUUGUUGCUGCUGGCCUUGCUCGCCGUUGCAUUGUCCAGAUCUCUUACGCCAUUGGUGUCCCCGAGCCAUUGUCUGUGUUCGUUGACACCUACGGAACCGGAAAGAUCCCAGACAAGGAGAUCCUCAAGAUUGUCAAGGAGACCUUCGACUUCAGGCCCGGUAUGAUUGCCAUCAACCUUGACCUUCUAAAGGGUGGCAGCAGGUACUUGAAGACCGCCGCCUACGGACACUUCGGUAGGGACGACGCAGACUUCACAUGGGAGACCGUCAAGCCCCUCAAGUGGGAGAAGCCCCAAGCUUAAACCGGAGAAGGUCGAGUGAAGUCUAUGAAUUCAUUGAUUAAUAUUUUUGAUCAAUAAAGCAAGUGCCCGGAUCUCCUCCACAGGCUGCAGCUGCUCUCUAACCAAAAGGAAUAUAUAAAAUGCUUUUGUAUGGGCCACAAUUUUAAUGUCUUUUUUAUUUCCCUUUCCUUUUCUAUUUCUUUGUUUGCGGGUAAGUUGGUUGUUGGAGAAACAGAUUAUGGUUGUUGGAGAAACAGAUUAUGGUUGUUGGGAGGUUUUGUUAGUAGUAAAAUGGCAGCAUUAUGUUUGUAAAAGAGCUGCAUAUGUAUGUUUUUUUAUAAUGCUAGAAAGGGCUCAGCUGCCGAGCAGCAACCGAAAAAAUGUAAUGUGUGCUCGUUGAUAGUAGUAAUGAAAUAUUCGCGUUACAAAAAUAA
Chenopodium quinoa (quinoa) is the source of this 1755-nucleotide messenger RNA. RefSeq names its product S-adenosylmethionine synthase 4. Gene Ontology annotation, molecular function: methionine adenosyltransferase activity; ATP binding. The transcript is spliced from 2 exons. Bases 152 to 1342 code for a protein of 396 amino acids. The record is from RefSeq and is a predicted model, not a curated record. Lineage: Eukaryota; Viridiplantae; Streptophyta; Magnoliopsida; Caryophyllales; Amaranthaceae. Gene Ontology annotation, biological process: S-adenosylmethionine biosynthetic process. Gene Ontology annotation, cellular component: cytosol.